AUGAAUACACCGACAUCCCAAGAAGAAGGCGCACAAGUAUCACGACAUUCCCUCGGACAGACACAGCGAGAUACCGACACCUCUGCCACAGAACCCCCGAACCCAAGGCCAACGGCUCAGGCGAGCUCCAACUCUCAGACCUCUGGGCAAUUAUCGCGCGCGCAAUCAUUGUUUGCGGAGCUGCUCACCAUAGAGGAAUUCCAAUUGCCUCCGUCCGCUCGAGCUGCGAUUCAAGCGAGUUACCCUGAAUUUACCAACUUGCUUGUCCGGCCUUCUUCAACAUCAGUUUCCCAGCAAGUCCCUCUGUCAACAGGUCACGCGCAAGCAUCGAAGGCCAUCGUCCCUGAGUCAUCAAGAUCACGUCAACUUGCUCCUAAGCCUUCUCAGGCUUCUUCAACGCCCUCUUCUGGACAGCCCAACCCGAACCUUCGCUUGCCACCGUCUGCUCCAGUUGCGAUUCAAUCAAGCAACCCUCAACUCGCUGCCUGGCUUGUCCCGCCGCCCUCGACAUCCAACUUCCAACAAUCAGCUCUGACUCCUAAUUACGCGCCAACAUCUUCGGCCAUGCUUCCUGAGUCCUUGAGGUCUCAUAAACCUGGUCCUCAUCAAUCCCAGACAUUUGCGGCUUCAUCAUCGAGACAGCCCAGCCCGAACCAUGUCCGUAUGCGCACCACGACCCCUCCAGCUGCUCCUCUCAGGCCGCCCAAUCGACCCGAUCUUUCUCUCGAACCUAGUGCGCCCAUCUUACCCAGCGCGCCCGCUUCACCCACUCCGCCGACUACCACUACCUACACUCCGGUAGCCGCAGGGAUCUGUGGGGAGGAGGAGGAGAAGGAUGACAAGGAGGAGGAGGCAGAGAAACAUGGAGAAGAGGACGCUGACGAGGAAAGCAACAACGAAGUUUUGGAAUACGUCACAUACACGAAGAACAACCACGAGGAGAGAGACGAGGAGGAGGGAGACAAGGAGGAAAGCAACAAGGAGGAAGACAGUAAUGUAGAUGAUGAGAAUGUAUGUGAGAGCCUGGAAGACGACAUCGACGAGGACAACGACGAAAUUGACGAGGGACACGUUGAUGAGAGCCACGUUGAUGAGGGUCACGCAGAAAAGAAUGAUCACGACAAAAACAACGGUCACAAUAACAACAAUAGUACCACUGACAACGGUGCCCACGAGCCCUACGAUUGGCGACGUUGGCACGAGUACAUGUGUCGAUAUUGGAGAGGAAAGGGGGAGGGAGACUACUGCUCUGGUUGUUAUUACGAGGGAUGUGAGAAUAGGCAUUUUGCUCACUACUUCCAUCCUGGAGUUAUAGGAGGGGAUUACGACUUUGGCGACGACUCUGCUGAGGACGAAGAUGAAGACAACGGCGACGCCAGGGGUGACGAGGAUGACGAAUGGGGUUUGUAUAAACCUCCCGCUGAAAGUGCAAGUGGAUCUGGGUUUGGAUCCGGCUCUGGAGACCUGUCAGACGGGAUGUUGAUAGCCAACCUACAGCUAAGGGAGUAG
Messenger RNA from Sordaria macrospora k-hell, 1509 nucleotides. RefSeq lists its product as uncharacterized. The record is from RefSeq and is a predicted model, not a curated record. Lineage: Eukaryota; Fungi; Ascomycota; Sordariomycetes; Sordariales; Sordariaceae.